Cutaneotrichosporon oleaginosum is the source of this 1187-nucleotide messenger RNA. RefSeq lists its product as uncharacterized. Lineage: Eukaryota; Fungi; Basidiomycota; Tremellomycetes; Trichosporonales; Trichosporonaceae. Gene Ontology annotation, biological process: protein deubiquitination. Gene Ontology annotation, molecular function: cysteine-type deubiquitinase activity. The record is from RefSeq and is a predicted model, not a curated record.
CUGAAAUUGCGUUCGUUCCUGUGACGACGGACUUUGAACCGGGUCCUGUUGAUCCUAUCCAACUUCCCAGUAUCCCAUCCACUCUCAUCUCAGUGCAUUCUCUUCCAACCUUUCCUACGCCUCCUCUAGAACAAUGGGCAAGCGCAAGGCGAUCAAGAAGCUCCUCAAGCCCACCGCGCCCACGCCGGUGUAUGAGUACGAAGACGUCGCAAUCGAGGACCUCGUCGUGCUGUCCGAUGACGAGUCAAGUGCGCCUGUCCAGCCCACCGCGCCCGCUGCCUCGUCAUCUGCCCCCCCACCCGUAGCAUCUACUGGCUCAGCCACGGCCGGGAACGGUAUCGCAACGCCUUCCGCGUCUGAAAGCGACGCGGACGGGUUGCGCGACACGAUUAGGGAGAAACUCGGGGGGAAGAAGAGCAGCAAACAACGCUUUGCUGAACGUCAGGCUCGUAAGCAACAAGCGCUUCUCGACUCUGCCCCGCCCCAAGACCCCGCGUGGAACGCGCAGCUCGAGAAGGAGCGCCAGGAGGAGAUUACAGUGAUCAGCGACGCGUGUGGUGUCCUCGGGCGUGAAAUCCACGAGAUCCAGCCCGACGGCCACUGCAUGUACUCUGCAGUCGCGGACCAGCUGGGCCUUCUGGGCAUCCUGGCCCCGCAGGAGGCCGACAACCCGUACACGACGCGCCAUGCCGCGGCAAAGUACAUGCGGGAGCACAAGGACGACUUCCUCCCCUUCCUUCCCAGCGUGGACGGCGAGGACAUGCCCGGCGCGACCGACGACGGGAUCAUGAACGACGCGCAGUUCGAAGAGUACUGCCACCGCGUGGAGGAGACGGGCGAGUGGGGCGGCGAGCCAGAAAUCCAGGCGCUGUCGCGCGCCUUCAACGUGCCAAUUCACGUCAUCCAGCGCGGGCCGCCCACCGUCGUGUCGCAUGGAGGGAGCGAGGAUGCUUUCGGCGGAGCGAUGGACGCCAAGGCGAGCGCGGCCGCCGGCGAGCGCAUCGUGCGCAUCACGUACCACCGCAGGAUGUACGGGCUUGGCGAGCACUAUAACUCGCUCCGUCCUGCGAAGGCGACGUAGCGCAGAGGUCGCAGACGUCCUGGCCAGUGAUCCAGGAGACGCCGUAUCAGAGAGCUUCGCGUAGACAGCAUCUAGACGUUACAUGCAUACACCCCUGCAGCCUGGA